CCGCGACGCCCGAGCGUGUCUCGCGCUCCGGGAUUCGUCUUCCUAGUGAUGUUCUGUGUAGAGUGACGUAUUGGACGAAUGUGAUGUGUUGUGACUUUUUAUAGGAAUCCCCGGUUCCGCACAUGGCAUACGGCCGAUGUAAGCACAAAGGCGAAAUGAGAUGAGUAUGCGCGUGUCGUGGGCUAGGUGGUAUUGGAUAGUUAUCUUCACGACGUGUACCGCGAGGACCGCCAGUGAUUGGCUCGACUGCGCCCACAUCGCAACCUGCCGUUGUAAGUGGUCCUCCGGGAAGAAAACCGCCACGUGUGCCUCCGGUGACCUACGCCGCCCGCCAUCUCUCUCAUCAGACAUCCAAGUAUUGGACCUACACGAUAACCCCUUAAGAAAUCUCCCGCAGGAAGUUUUUCUAAACAUUGGCCUUCUCAAUUUACAACGGCUUAAUUUACGAGCCACGAAACUUAGAUCUAUUCACGCAGACGCUUUUUUAGAAUUAAGAAUUUUAGUUGAAGUUGAUUUGGCUGAUAACGAUUUGGCCGUUCUUCCGAGAGAUAUAUUCAGAGGAAACGAAAGAUUGCGACUGGUAGUACUUAGUAAUAACCCAUUGACAAUAUUAAUCUCAGAUCAGUUUCCAACACUUCCACAUCUGCGAAUGCUCCUGCUAGAUGGUUGCAGACUAAGAACAAUACAAACAAACGCAUUACGAAAUUUAAAAUCACUAGAGACUAUAGACUUACGAAGAAAUCAACUAACAUUCCUACGUUUGAUUACUUUUUCACUACCGGCCUUAAAGACUAUGUCAUUGUCGGGCAAUCCGUGGCGGUGUGAUUGUCGUUUACGUGAGUUUAAGGAUUGGUUUUUAGAAAGUAAAUUGGGAACGGAAGAAUUAGUUUGCGUAGAACCAUCGACUCAGUCAGGGAAUAAAUGGCGCAAUGUACCAAGCGAGAACAUGGCUUGCCCUCCAGAAGUUAAAUCAAGUACCUUGGUUGUGAGAGCAGAGAUAGGUUUCGCUGCUACAUUUGGUUGUUGGGUCCAUGGAGUACCAAAACCUUCAGUUACAUGGCUCCUAGAUGGUGUAGAAAUACGAAAUAGUACAAUUGACUGCGAUAUGGAAGAAACGGAUACAGUAGUUGAAGACGAUACUAUAGAUGACAAAGUUCCCGGAAGCGUUAGAUGGGUGAAUAUAACAUUAUUAAAUGUAACUUCAAGUGCAGCUGGAGAGUGGACCUGUGUAGCUAAAAGUAUGGCUGGCGAAUCUAGAGCUGUUAUAAGUCUUGUUUUACCUAGAUCUCAAACUGCCACUGCACGGACGGCUCCAGGAAUACCACAACUGCUCGGAGUUGUUUUUGGAGCUUUAGGUGCGUUAGCAUGUCUUGGGUUUAUUGCCGCUGUAGCUUGUUGGCAAUUAAGAAGACGUACAGUACCACCAAGUCGGAGUUUCACUGAUCAAGAGAAACGUUUGAUAGAUGCUUCAGUAGUAGUUAGUUGUGACCGUUCGAUUGCUGAUAUGGCUUCACCGUGUGAUUUCGAAUUGACAGAGAGGUCUAUAGACGAUCAACCGAGAGGAUGUGGCUUUGAUCCAGUCCACAUAACUAUUGAAGGUACACCAGGUGCGUUUCCACCUCCACCAGCGGAGUUUGCUGUUCCAGUUCCUUACGGAAAUAUAUUUAUAUCUGUCCAAGUUUCCGGUCGAGGUGAACCCGGAAAAUAUCCAGAUUUACUUAGUGGUGGUGCAACGUUACCUCGGAGAAGUAGAACAUGCUGUAACGCUCCCGCAUAUGACAAUAUGGGUCCUAGAGUGACGGCAACUGGUAGCUCCACGUGGUCACUCCCAGGAGCUAGCUCAGAGAAUAUAGAAAUAUCAGAGACCCCUGUCCUUACCCUACCGCCACCACCACCGGAGUUUGUCUCACUUUAGCCUAGGCCAAUGGUACUAGAUGCCGCCAAUUUAAGGUGACCUGGUACCUAAAACUUUUUGAGUCAAUUAGACUAUUUCCCAAUUUUAUUGUAUUUAAGAUACGAUAAUUUUAAACGUGAUUAAUUAAAAUUUGUAAAUAGUGUGUGCGAGCGAUGUGAGACAUCUUGUGAGAUUUAAUAACUUAAGGUUGUUUGUUAUCAAUAUUGAGAAAAAAACUGUAAGAUAAACAUUUUAUGUGGAUCGGUUGUUCGUACGGAAUGUUGGUAUGUGAAAGUAUUUACAUAGUCUCGACCUAUUAAUUUACUAGAUGUUCCUUUUAUGACUUCGCGUAUGUGUCUUCCCAACUUUUGUAAAUAUUGUUUAGUCAUGUUUACAAACUUCCCAAAUAUAAGACUGACCUCUUUGUCUUAUUUUCAUCUCUCUUUGUGACUUACGACUGUAUAAAGCUAUAUACUUUAAAUAGGCCAACGAUAGCUUCUAAAAAUUUUAUUUGAAAGCGAAUAAUG
Molecule: messenger RNA, 2421 nt
Organism: Vanessa atalanta (red admiral)
Lineage: Eukaryota; Metazoa; Arthropoda; Insecta; Lepidoptera; Nymphalidae
Product: leucine-rich repeat-containing protein 24-like
Exons: 2
Coding region: 161-1915 (584 amino acids)
Molecular function (GO): protein binding
Source: RefSeq, a predicted model, not a curated record